Messenger RNA from Larimichthys crocea (large yellow croaker), 4306 nucleotides. Its product is annotated as ephrin type-A receptor 6. Gene Ontology annotation, cellular component: plasma membrane; dendrite. The coding region runs from base 559 to 3555 and encodes 998 amino acids. Lineage: Eukaryota; Metazoa; Chordata; Actinopteri; Sciaenidae. The transcript has 20 exons. Gene Ontology annotation, molecular function: ATP binding; transmembrane-ephrin receptor activity; protein binding. The record is from RefSeq and is a predicted model, not a curated record. Gene Ontology annotation, biological process: protein phosphorylation; ephrin receptor signaling pathway; axon guidance.
GAGAGAGAGAGAGAGAGAGAUGCACGCAGUGAUACAGAGACACAGUGAGGGAUGCACUGGCUCAAAGUGAAGCGGGAAGUCCGGGAUUUAGCUUUUUCCUUCCCCUUUGCUUCUCUCUCAUUUUAGGAUAACGACAUUAAAAUACAAACAGAUUGAUUUUAUUGCAAACACACACCGGGGAAGUUUCGCUUUUGGACACUUUUGGGAUAGUCUGCACGUUUUGCACAAUUUUGAGAUUUCCAGACAACUGCUCCAGCAUUUACUCAUUUCUCAACUUGCUCCAGCUCAAGUCGUUUUUUUAAAUGUAUUUUUUGUGCGCAAUGGCUGGACGUUUUUACCGUCUGUGUGCUCACAUGGAGAGAUUCGGGAUGCUUGACUGAAAAUUAACAAAUAAAUAAAUAAAUAAGAAAUAAACAACUCCUGUGGAGGCGAGAGUCACCUUCUGAGUCUGGAUACCGGGACGAUUUCAUGAAUCCUCCUUACCUUUUCAUUUGGGGGAUCUGUUCAGGAGUCUGUGCAGCGUUUUAGUUCAGAGCGCACUUUGUGUCUGACUCAACGAUGUGCUUCGGUGGGAAAUACUGUGUGUUUUUGUUCCUGCUUGAAAGUAUCCUGUCGGACCCGGGAACCACAAACCGAGUGGUUCUGUUGGACACUACGACAGUGCUAGGAGAACUGGACUGGAAGACCUAUCCCGUCAAUGGGUGGGACGCUAUCACAGAGAUGGACGAGCAAAACAGACCUAUUCACACCUUCCAGGUUUGCCACGUAAUGGAACCAAACCAGAACAACUGGCUACGGUCUGGAUGGAUCCAACGGCAGGCUGCACAGAGGGUAUAUGUCGAGCUGCGUUUCACACUGAGAGACUGCAACUCCAUUCCUUGGGUGUCCGGUACCUGCAAGGAAACCUUCAACCUGUUUUACCUGCAGACAGAUGAACCGCUCCCAGCAGGGACAAGGUUUCGCACUUCUGACUAUGCCAAGGUGGACACCAUCGCGGCAGAUGAGAGUUUCACGCAGACAGAUCUUGGGGAUCGUGUUCUUCGCCUCAAUACUGAGGUCAGGGAGGUGGGGCCGGUGACACAUAAGGGUUUCUACUUGGCCUUUCAGGAUGUAGGAGCUUGUAUUGCGCUUGUGUCUGUGAAGGUGUUCUACAAGCGCUGCCCAUCGACUUUAAGGAACCUGGCAGCGUUUCCAGACACGGUACCGCAUAUGGACUCAUCCUCUCUGGUGGAAGUGAGGGGUGCGUGUGUGGAGAAUGCAGAAGAGAGGGACACACCCAAAUUGUACUGUGGUGCUGAUGGAGAUUGGUUGGUACCGCUGGGCCGCUGUGUCUGUAGUAUUGGCCACGAGGAGAUGGAUGGCUACUGCAGGGCUUGUAAGCCUGGCUCCUUCAAGGCGUAUGCUGGGAACACGAAAUGCUCCAAGUGUCCUCCACAUAGCUCCAGCCAUGACCAGGCUGCCACCAUCUGUCACUGCGACAAAGGCUUCUACAGAGCUAUCAAAGACUCCUCCGCCAUGGCGUGUACAAGGCCUCCGUCAGCUCCCAGGAACCUGGCCUCAUUGAUCAACGACACGGCUCUCUUCCUGCAGUGGAUGCCUCCUAGCGAUACGGGAGGCAGGAAGGACAUCACUUACAACAUCCUGUGCCAGCGCUGUGAUGGAAGUAUCGGCGAUGUGACACAGUGCGAGCCGUGUGAGCCAGACCUGAGGUUCAUUCCAAGAUCACUUGGUCUGACCGGUACCUCUGUAGCAAUAAUUGAUUAUGCAACGCACGCCAACUACACCUUCCAUGUAGAGGCCGUGAAUGGCGUCUCUGGGCUGGGCGUGGCCGCACGCUCAUUGGCGAAUGUUACCGUCAACACACACCAAGCUGGUCCUGCUCUGGUGGGUGUUGUCAGGAAAGACUGGGCCACUCAAAACAGCAUCGCCCUCUCCUGGUCACAAGUGGAACAGCCGCCUUCAGAUAUAGUGGACUAUGAAGUCAAAUAUUAUGAGAAGGAACAAGAGCAGCUGAGCUACUCAUCAACACGGACCAAAACCCCCAGCGUGGUGGUGACGGGACUCAGACCCUCGACUGUAUAUGUCUUCCACGUGCGUGCUCGCACCGCUGCAGGCUACACAGCAUACAGCCCCAACUUUGUGUUUGCUACUGCAGCUGAGGAUCCUGAUAUCGCCGAUCAGGGUCAAGUUCUGGUGGUCGUCACAGCGUCUGUAGGAGGCUUUUCCCUGCUGGUCAUCCUUACCCUUUUCCUCCUCAUCACUGGCCGGUGUCAGGGGUACAUUAAGGCCAGGAUGAAAUCGGAGGAGAAGAGGAGGACUCGCUUCCACAGUGGACACGGUACACUACGUGAUGUUUUUUACUUCCCAUUUUCUGGGAUAAAGACGUAUGUGGAUCCAGACACUUAUGAAGACCCCACUCAGGCUGUGGAGGAAUUCGCCAAAGAGAUAGAGCCCUCAUACAUAUGCAUCGAGAGGGUGAUCGGUGCAGGUGAAUUUGGAGAGGUCUGUAGUGGUCGGCUGCGCGUACCUGGAAGGAUGGACAUCGCUGUGGCAAUAAAGACACUUAAAGGCGGCUACAUGGAUCAACAGAGGCAAGACUUUUUACGUGAGGCCUCAAUCAUGGGACAGUUUAACAACCCAAACAUCAUUCGACUGGAAGGAGUGGUCACCAAGAGCAGGCCAGUGAUGAUAGUGGUUGAGUACAUGGAAAAUGGAGCACUUGAUUCUUUCCUCCGGACACGUGACGGUCAGUUCACAGUCCUCCAGCUCGUUGGCAUGAUGCGCGGCAUCUCAGUAGGCAUGACCUACCUGUCAGAGAUGGGUUACGUUCACAGAGACCUUGCCGCCCGCAACAUCUUGGUGGAUGAGAACUUGGUGUGUAAGGUGUCUGAUUUUGGCAUGUCCAGAAUCCUUGAGGACGACAGUGAAGCAGCCUACACUGCGACAGGAGGAAAGAUACCAAUACGCUGGACGGCACCGGAGGCUAUUGCUUAUGGGAAAUUUUCCUCAGCUAGCGAUGUGUGGAGCUUCGGUAUUGUCAUGUGGGAAGUGAUGUCAUAUGGUGAGAGGCCCUACUGGGAGAUGUCCAACCAAGAUGUCAUUUUAUCAAUCGAAGAAGGCUACCGUCUACCAGCACCAAUGGGCUGCCCCGUGACACUGCACCAGUUGAUGCUGCACUGCUGGCAGAAGGAGUCAAGCCAGCGCCCACGCUUCAACAAUGUGCUCUCUUUCCUGGACAAACUCAUCAUCAAUCCCAGCAGUCUGCUCACUCUGGUGAACGAUGUGCAGAGUUUCCCUGACUCCCCGGAGGACAUGCCAGACUACCCUCUUUUCAUCUCCAUCGGCGACUGGCUUGACUCGAUCAAGAUGAGCCAGUAUAAGAACAACUUCCUUGCAGCGGGAUACACAACGCUGGAUUCCAUUUCAACCAUGAGCAUAGACGACAUCAGGCGCAUCGGGAUCUGUUUGAUCGGUCACCAGAGGAGAAUCAUAAGCAGCAUACAGUCCCUUCGCCUGCAGCUUCACCACAUCCAACAGAGUGGCUUUCAAGUGUGAGACCGUUGCACUGAGACAGACUGUGUGUACACACAGAGCUGGAAACAAACCAGAGCUCCUUGGCAUCGUCAUCCAACUAAUUGCACAAACACCAGACUGUUAGGUGUAGCAGGUAACUGCUUAUGUGAGCAGCGGUCCGCUGCUAGGCCGACGACAUGUGGGACUGGUGAAUACACGCUCAUCAUCUUAUGGAUCAUUAUCAAUACAGCCUCCACAACAACCAACCUCUGUCAGCGUUGGCCAAAUGAGGUCUCCUUGUUAUCUCAGCAAAUACUAGCAUUCACUUGAAUUUAGGACUUUCUCUAGUGUCUAUUCAAGUGUUCACCAAUACCUCUUCUCUUUCCAAGUGACAAUCCAAUGGUUUCUAUUGACUUUGAAUGGUCUCUUGUUACCUCAUGACCAGAGAAGAUGUGGAUAUAUGGUAUGAUAAUGUAUGGUAAAGUAUGUGAUUUUAACAGCAACCUUUCCGGCUGGUUAUUGUAACAAUUCACCAGAAAUAAAGAUUGACAGAAUGGUAAAUACAAUCAUGUUUUUUGAACUGAAGACCACUGAAUGUCAAAAGAUUUUAUAGAAAUGUAUGUUCUAUCCUCAUGAUAAUGCAGUAUGUCUUGUACAAAAAGUCUUGUGAAAGCUGUAUGUUUUAUUCAGUAUGUUUGUUCCUUAAUAAACAACCCUAUUUUAAUAGUUCGUCUUCUCUCAGACGUUAACCCCGGGUCAGAGCAUCUAUCUCGCUCUCUCUCCGAAGCUGACU